Messenger RNA from Leptinotarsa decemlineata (Colorado potato beetle), 5002 nucleotides. RefSeq names its product diacylglycerol kinase eta. The record is from RefSeq and is a predicted model, not a curated record. Gene Ontology annotation, biological process: phospholipase C-activating G protein-coupled receptor signaling pathway. NCBI's taxonomy places the organism in Eukaryota, Metazoa, Arthropoda, Insecta, Coleoptera, Chrysomelidae. Gene Ontology annotation, molecular function: ATP-dependent diacylglycerol kinase activity; protein binding. Gene Ontology annotation, cellular component: plasma membrane.
AUGGCGAAGCCGACGUCAGUGGAAGAACUCAGAAGAUUCUUAGGUAUGGUUACAUAUUAUGCAAGAUUCAUUCCUAACAAUUCAAGUAAAACUGCUCCUCUUCGUCAUCUGCUGAAAAACAAUGUCAGAUUCUGUUGGGCAGCUUUCAUCAAACUCAAACAAGAAAUUGCCAGUGACCAAGUUCUUAUGCCUUUCAAUCCAUCGUUACCAGUGCAACUUGCAUGCGACGCAAGUCCUAAUGGUGUUGCUGGAAUAUUGUUACACGUUGUGGAUGGUGAUAACCAAGGUGUGAAGUUUUUGCGCAAAUUCAAGCAACUCCUCAACCCCGCACAAGUGUUCGAUCUCAUUUCAACCGGCCCUCGCCUUGGCCUAAGACUGUUUAGACACUUUGAUCCAUUCCGAAUAUUAGUUUGUAGCGGAGACGGUUCAGUUGGCUGGGUUCUUUCUGAAAUAGAUAAGUUAGAUAUGCAUAAGCAGUGCCAAGUAGCAGUAUUACCCUUAGGAACCGGAAACGACUUAGCCAGAGUAUUAGGAUGGGGUUCUUCCUGCGACGACGACACCCACCUGCCCCAAUUAUUAGAGAAGUAUGAAAAAGCAAGUACAAAAAUGUUGGACAGGUGGAGCAUAAUGGCGUUCGAACGGACGAUAGCGAUGCCUAAAUUAUCCCUCACCCCCGGCCUGCCGGAAGGUCAAUUACACACCCAAAUUAGCCAGUACGAAGACUCUCUAAUUACGCACUUACAAAACAUUCUCCAAUCUGACGAAACUUCCGUUAUUCUGAAUUCAGCGAAGCGAUUAUGCGAAACUGUGAAGGAUUUUGCCACGCAGCUGGUGAAAAGUUCACUGACGCAAGGUGACGAUCAGCUAGCCAAAAAGUGUGAUAUUUUGCAACAGAAACUGGAACUUUUACUGAAAACGCUUACUAGUGAACAAAUAGAUGCACAAAACAUUCACGCUGACGAAGAAAGUAACGUUUCUAGUCGACCAACAGAAGAUACAGACAGCGAAAUGUCCUACGACAAAAUGAAAACGGAAAAGGUCGAAAAAGAUCUCAGCAACUUCAAUUUUAGGAAACACAGGCGUACUUCUAGGUUCAUGGAAAGGGAAAAAGACGCCCUCCUCAACCGAGCGAACAGCCUGAAACGGGCCAUACGAAACCUAGUCGAGCACACCGAGCAACUAGUCGAAGAACAAAACAGACAAUCAUCCUCAGCAAUACCCACCGUAAAAAUAUCUUUGAGUACAGAUUUAGAUAAGAUCGACCCGAUCAAGAUGGACUCUCUGAAAGUGAUGCCGACGAUUGAGGCGGGGGGGAGCGUCGACACGAGUUCGUGCCCCUCUCCGACCAGUUCCAUCCUGACGUCGAGGUUAGCGAACAUUUCUCCUCUGCCGGACGUAAGGAGAGAUUCCACAAUCGAAGGAGACGAUCUAUUACCGCUCCCCGUACCCGCCGAUUUUGCUGAUAGUCGGAGGGCGAGUCAAAAUCAGCAGCAAAUGAGUGCGGAAGCUUCGAUAGAGAAAGUUCUCCAAGAGACCGCAUCAACCCUGAGAAAGAUAGGAAUCCAAAAAACGCCAAUCGAAGAAGAAAGCGAAACCGACAAAGACCAACGUCAUCAUCGACGAGAAAGUACUAAAGACGACGUCGCAGAAGACGAAAAAGACUGUAGUAGCAUCUUAUCGGCAAUAUCGAACGAGGAAGUGAGCAUAACUUCCGAAAUAAUGGACCAAAAAUCGUUCGCGCCUCGCAAAGACAGCAACGGUGAGGACAUGAACGGUCACAUAUGUCACAUUGACUCCCCAGAAACAGACACUUACCCCAGUUCGGACGUCAUCCACGGUGAGUCUUUAAUGGACGAUAUUAGUUCCAUGUUAGGUGAGGUGUACGGAUACGGGCUGGAUAGCGUUGAAAAUACCUACACUGACGACACGACGUUGUUUCCGAGCGAUAUAGAAAGAAAACUGAGUUUGAAGAGAGACUCACUGGAACGGAGAAGGCGCAGUUCAAGGUCUAAAGUGGAUGCUGUCCAAGCGGAGGAUGAGACUCAAUUUGGUUUCGAAAAUCGUGCCUUUAUUCCCCAACAAAUAUUUUUAGAUAACAAAAUCGACAAGGACCAUAAGAUCGAUAAGGAGCCUCGGUACUGCAGCUUGGCCAAGUUUGUCGAAGGUAAUGAUAUAGCUAGGAAAUCUUUCAAGAGGCGUUCAACGAAGGUAUCAAAAACAGAAGCAAACGUCACAAGGCAAACCACUCUACUGGAAGAGGCGGAAGUAUCAACGCCUACCAGCCACAGGGGCAGCAGGAGUAGUCUCAACAAACUCGAGAAAGAACUGUCCAACGUAUCCGCGAUCACCGUCAAGAUGUCGGAGGAUGAUAGGGAGAAGGAUGAGAUAAACAUUUUGUUCCCCGCUUCAUUCCAGUGUAAAUUUCCCCAAGUAAGCGUGAUAGUAGAACCUCCCUCUCCCGUUCUAACCGAGCAGAUCCGGUCAGAGCGUUUAGAGCAUAUCCGAAUAGAAAUCGAAGGAGAAAUAGACCACGAUCUAGACCUCCUAUGUUCAAAGGCGGACCGCCAAUCGAAUUCCGAUCGUCUCUCCGGCAGCGACAAAACACCAAGCAACAACAGCUCCAGUUCGAACCUGCUGGGCAUCAGCAACGAGCAGUUCCUCACCAGGUCACCGGCCGCCACGCGCAGGAUCUCCUGUUGCAGCAUGCUGAAUCCUGCGGAGGCGGCGGCAUUGGCCGCAGCGGCGGCUACCAGUAAGUUUUACAGCGACGCCAGUGAGAAGAGAGACGGGGACAAGAAGGAGGAGAACAGGAAGAUGCCCAUCAUCAAUCCGUUGGUGAGGCUGCCCACAUGGCCCAAUGUGACUGCAGGAGGGGGUUUCAUUAGUAAAUGCCUCCUUGCUAACGCGGACACCCUGUGUGCUGCGGUGAGUCCUCUUAUAGAUCCUGACGAAACCCUUUCGGAAGGAUUCUACGAGCGGUGCGUCAUGAACAACUACUUUGGUAUCGGCAUUGAUGCCAAAAUAUCGCUGGAUUUCCAUCAUAAGAGGGAGGAACAUCCGGAAAAGUGUAGGUCGAGGGCGAAAAAUUAUAUGUGGUAUGGAGUAUUGGGGAGCAAGCAGUGGCUGCAGAAAACUUACAAGAACUUGGAACAGCGAGUGCAGCUAGAAUGUGACGGACAGAGAAUCCCACUGCCAAGUUUACAAGGAAUUGUGAUAUUGAACAUUCCCAGUUUCAUGGGUGGAAUAAAUUUUUGGGGCGGAACGAAAGAGGGUGAUUUAUUUUUAGCUCCAUCAUUCGAUGAUAAAAUUUUGGAAGUUGUCGCUGUGUUUGGAUCUGUGCAAAUGGCGGCCUCUAGACUGAUUAAUCUCCAACAUCAUCGAAUCGCACAAUGCCAAAGUAUCCAAAUCAAUAUUUUAGGAGAAGAAGGAGUUCCGAUCCAAGUAGACGGCGAAGCUUGGAUCCAACCACCUGGCAUCAUCCGCAUCUUACACAAGAAUCGAAUGCAAAUGCUUUGUAGGAAUAGAUCGUUAGAAAACUCCCUGAAAUCCUGGGAGGAGAAACAACGACAUAGCGUGUCUGGUCAAGGCGCGAAACCGAGGCCUUCGAUAUCCCACGACAAAGGUCGCAGUAGCCUCAGCAGGCAGAGCAUGCCCGCCCACGACAAGUCAUUCCUGGGCGUCAAUAUCGAGAAGAUCAGGCAGCACUCCUUCAGCGGGGCCGUUCCCACGCAGCACCCGGAGAAGGAGAAGCACACGGUGACGUUCGUUGACAGGCCUCCGGAAACCGCCGAACCGGACGUUGCGUUCUCCGAAGAGGAGCACUAUCUGCUCAUCAACUUCAUCGAAUGCGUGACGACUCUCACGAAAUGGAUCAAGAUUUUAGCUAUAAGUUACAGUUUAGAAGUUGAUUUAUACACUCUCGCGACCAAGGUAGACACUUGUCUUGAGAACAUUCACCCGAACGGGAAAAUUCUUGAGGGACCACGACUGCGUGAGGAAUUCACGAAAUUGGUGACCGCCGUCAAGCAGCUUUACGAAGAGAGCUGCUGCCUGCUUCACGACCGAGGGGAUAAGCUGAAGCUGCGGGAAGACCUGGAGAGCAAGCUGAGCGCCAGUCUGGCGAAUACCGAGCUCGAAAUGAGGAAAUGCGUCAUGUACGACAAAUCGUCUGGAGCGUUGGUUUAUUUGCAAGCGUUGCAGGGAGACCAGAUGGAGCACAAACGGAAGGGUCUAUUCUGGCUUAAAUUUCGAGGAAAAGGCUCAUCAUCUCAACAGUCGAGCCAAAAGAGGGAAGUUUCUUCUUGGGGUACCCAAGAAGUUGCGACAUGGUUAGAGACCCUUCAACUCUCGGAGUACAUCGACAGCUUCGAGAAGAACGACAUAAGAGGCAGAGAACUUCUCACAUUGGCCAGGCGAGAUCUGAAAGAACUAGGAGUUACCAAAGUGGGUCAUGUCAAAAGAAUACUGCAAGCCAUUAAGGAUUUGACACAAGGUUUAUAAACAAGUAGCAUAAGUUUCUGAUAAAUGUAUACCCCAGGUCUUAACAUGUUGAUACAAUAUCAGAAUAUUUGAGUCUGAAAUGUUCAGGGAGAGAUUCUUUCUUCACGAAUAUAACAAUGCAAAUCUUCGCUAUCAUUCCAUAGUUAUACUGAUUCAGAACAUUAUUACUAUGAUAUCUCAAAUGUAACUUCAUAAACUAAACGUUGGAGGUAAAGAUACUUAUUAUUUGUUUUACUUCAUUUUUAGGUACACAUACAGUGUGACAUACUUAAGAUGAAGACGCCCCUGUAUUAUUUUAGUCAUUUUUGAAGGCAGAUAUUUGAUUUUUCGUUACAGGCAUGGACUUUUCUGGGCCUUACUUUUCGCAAUACUCAGCCUGAGUGACAGCCUGAAACCCAGCCUACUGCGUUCCUGUAAAAAGGGCAAAUUCUCGAUACUGAGACAAUUCGAUUUUCAAUUAUCGGAAAUCAUCGACUUUAUGUUGAUGAUAGACACUAACUUG